Molecule: messenger RNA, 2438 nt
Organism: Podarcis muralis (Common wall lizard)
Lineage: Eukaryota; Metazoa; Chordata; Lepidosauria; Squamata; Lacertidae
Source: RefSeq, a predicted model, not a curated record
AAGAAAGAAGCGAGCAGCAAAGGGUUUGUGUGCAGUGGGAGAGCUCUCCACACCCGAGGCCAGAGAUGGCUGUGUUGCGCUCUAGCAAAAGUCUCCAGACCCUUCUUCUCUGCUGCACAUUAAUCUGCUCCUAUUCUGGUGCUGUAAGCAACUCAUCACAGACUCAGACCCUGCGUCAAGUGAGCGGGAUCCUGGGACGAUCCGUCUUGCUUCCUGCCAAUGUCUCAUCAGCAGAACGAUUCGCCUUCAUUGAGUGGAACUUUCAGUGGAACGGCAUAACGGUGCAGAUUGCUAAGUUCAGGGAUGGGAAGCUGGAGCGGCCAGAUCCAAACGACAGGUUUGGGCAGAGGAUAGAAAUUGCCAAUGAAUCCACACUGAGGAUCAAAGAUCUGGAGAUGGAGGACAGUGGAAUAUAUGGAGUUCGUGUGACAUUCAGUACAGGAACGUUGAAAGAUCAUAAACUCUGCCUCACUGUAUAUGAGCCCAUCCCAGAGCCAAAGAUUCUCCACAAAGAUGUCUCCAAGACUCCAGGUGGUUGCAAUGUGACCCUACAGUGUCGGGUGCCUGGAAAGAGGGGAUUUGAUGUAUCCUGGAAAAGAGGGGACCCCCUCAGGGACUUAGAUGAUGGGUCAGACAGGUACCACCUCACAGAGAAUGGCACGGAUCUCCACCUGUUCUGGAAGCUCAACUCUUCAGGGCCCACCUACAUCUGCCUGGUCACCAAUCCAGCUGAACAGAGGAGCAACUCCUUCAACUUGCUCGACGUCUGCAAAACCCACAGUAGUUCUGGAUCAUCCAUCUCAGGUCCUCCACUCUGGUUUGUUGCUGUUGUGCCUCUCCUCGUGAUGGUAGCAGGUUUGGGGUUCUGGCUAUGGAAGAAAAGCAGGACGACUCUAUCUCAAAGAGCUGUGGCCUCUGUGAGAGGAGAGGAGGGGUAUGUCAGUCCUGGGCUUCACUACGCAGAGCUCCCCAAAAGAUGGAUCCCUUCAGAAGGGGGUGAGAGCCAGGUGAGAGUGAGAUGGUCUUGCAUGGUGGGACUAAAACAGAGACACUCUGCACUUGGGGAGCUCUUUAGGUUGAAGAAAAGGAAGUCAGUCAUCUCUCUGCAACCCCAGACCAGAAUCCUGAAACAAAUUCUCCAAUUAUCUACAGCCAGAUCCAAACAGAUCACUGAAACAAGGUGAAGCUUCAAUUAUUGGGAGCAAAGGUUGACUGGGCCUUCUUCCAUUGCCUCAACCCUGGAACAGAGAGCUUUUGUGGGGUAGAUCUGAAUGGAGAGCUGGUGGUCUAGUGGGCAAAAGGGAUCUAGUGGUGGAUCUCUGAGUGAAGAGCAAUGGAUCAAAAAGGAUUUCUCUGACUCCUAGUUGUGUGAUGACAACAACAACUAUCCCAGUGGAUAGCCUGAUGGAGUAGAGGCCCACAGAGAUCAGGAUUUCUAUAGCUUCUCAGCCAGAGCAUUGGGCAACCAAUUGUCAUUCAACCUGACCUACCUCACAGUACUGUUGCAAGAAGAGAUGUUGUUGGCGUCCAGCUGUCUUGAGAGACAAUGGAGUGCACCUCCGGGGGUGAAGUCACAUCACUAUGUUAGCAGCACCAAAGUGACCUCUCUGGGGUGCAAGCCUGGGAGGUGCAUAUUGAGGUCCCGGGCUGCUCCGAUGAAUAGACACCCCUCUCAGGUCCAAAGAAGAGCAUAGCAAUAAUCUCCUUGAAACUGCAGUCCCAGGAAAAAAGGUUGCAAGAACAUAGUUGCUACUGAUCCCUUCUUUCUUAUAAAUGUUAAAAUAAACCUUUCCAAUGGCCCAGUUUGCAUUGUCUGCUUCUUAAGAAAAUGUCAAUAUAGAGACAUUAGCACAGGCAGCUUUCUGAGUUCCUAUGCAGAAAAUGCAAAAGAGGACAGACUUGGAUCUUAUCCACACCUCUCCUUAAAAUGGAUUGUGAACCCCUUGUGGAUCUUCUAAUUCCACCUUCAUCCAUAUAGCCUUCUCCUCCAACUCCUGCUUCCCUGUGCUUUCUUUUCCCUAAGCCGGAAAUUCCCUAUGCUUUAGAAAUCUCUAUAGGAGAGCUGCAUUGAUUGCAUGGGACACGUGCAGAUUUAGGAAUGAGAAAGUCUGGGGCAACAGGAGUGGAAGGAGAAGGCAGAAUGGACAAGGGAGGGAAUUAGAAGAUGCACGAGGGGUUUGUAAUCCACACUGAGCCAAGGUAUGGAUGGGCCCUGAGAGAUGGAUGUUGAGGUCGCUGACUGUUUCCUGUGGCCAUAAGUCCACCCUUGGCUUUCUCCUCCCACUUCUCAGAUAUAGAAGAUAUCAGCCGUUGUUGUAGCUGUGCUAUAAAUAUCAACCUGUGAGAACAAACCCUCUUCCUGCAGUUUAAAUGUCAGAGAGCCUAGGUGCAAAACAGCAGGCCAGCAAAUACUAGUUAAGGUUGCAUCUAUUUCUGAA